CCAUGAAAUUGAAUAAAAUCAAAUCAGCAAACAUAUUAUAAAAAAACAAUAACAAAAGGGGAACAUGCCAACACGUUCAUCAGUCUGACCAAGCAAGCAAAAGAUAAGAAAAAGGAAUGGGAGUGCACAUCCCCAUGUCUUAAAGCGACCGCUUAUCAUCAUCGGCUACACACUUAACCCACAAUCAGAAAUUUUCCUUUUUCUCUUUCGUAUAUACAAAUACAUAUACAGAUAUACAUAAUUUGGAGCAAGCUAGCAUCAAAGAAAAAAGAAGGGGGAGAGAUGGGGAGAAGAUGGCUGAGGGUUGUAGGGAGGAGAGUUCUGAGGAGAUCGGAGACGGCCAUAACGCUCAUCACUUCACCAGCCGACCCCCUUCCCUCCCUUCAGCACCUCGCAGCCAUCAAAAUCCAGUCUUUCUUCAGAGCUCACCUGGCACGGAGAGCGUUCAGGGCGCUGAAGAGUCUGGUGAAGCUGCAGGCGGUGGCGAGGGGGGUGUUGGUGAGGAGGCAAGCACGAAUCGCCUUACACUGCAUGCAUGCUCUCGCCAGAUUGCAGGUCAGAGUUCGUGCUCGCCAGCUCCUCCUCCAUGCCUAACCUUUGAUUCAUCUUCUACGUACCCUUCUUUUCUUUCUCAUUUUCCUUCUGAAAUCCCUUACAUAUAUACAUACACAUAUACUUAUUACACAUACGGUGGCCAUAUGUACGUAGAUGUUUUCACUGGUAUAGAAUAACCAAAUUCUAUAUAUGGAAAUAGUUGAGUGAGUAUAUAGCUAACAUCUAAUCUUUGUUUGUUUGGAAAGAAAAGGCCUCCUUUCCUUUUACUCCA
Tarenaya hassleriana is the source of this 826-nucleotide messenger RNA. Its product is annotated as protein IQ-DOMAIN 14. The record is from RefSeq and is a predicted model, not a curated record. Bases 283 to 594 code for a protein of 103 amino acids. Gene Ontology annotation, molecular function: protein binding. Lineage: Eukaryota; Viridiplantae; Streptophyta; Magnoliopsida; Brassicales; Cleomaceae. The transcript has 2 exons.